AUGGCUGACGAGUAUGCAGACUUGAAGCAGAUGUUGCAGCAGCAGCUGAAGCUGAUGGAGGCUCUGACCGUCAAGCUUUCCAAUUCAUCCAUGGGCCAAUCAAGCGCGGCUGGUGGUUCACAAUCUGUUGAUCACAUUGCCGGCAGCAUCACUGAAUUCCUGUAUGACCCGCAGGCCCAUAUCACCUUUGAGUCCUGGUACAAGCGAUACGAGGACUUGUUCUCUGUGGAUCUGGCUGUCCAGGACGAUGCAUGGAAGUUUCGAUUCCUACUUCGCAAACUGGGUCCGGCUGAACACGAGCGUUAUGCAAACUUCAUCCUCCCCAAGAAUCCCCGAGAGGUCGCUUUCAAGGACACGGUUGAGACGUUGUCGCAGAUUUUUGGUGAUCAAUCUUCCCUUUUCACCACUCGAUUUCAGUGCCUGCAGCUGUGCAAACGCGAUUCCGAUGAUUUUAUCACGUAUGCGGGCAUUGUCAAUCGUGAGUGUGGGCGUUUUCAACUCGGUUCUCUUACUGAAGACCAGUUUAAAUGCCUUAUAUUUAUCUGCGGCCUCCAGUCCCCCAAGGAUGCUAAUAUCCGGACACGUCUCCUGUCCAAAGUGCAGCAGAACAACUCCACCGCACUCCAAGAGCUGGCAGCAGAGUGCGAAACGCUGAUCAAUCUCAAGCACGACUCUGCAAUGAUUCAGAACCCGGCCUCAUCUUUCUCAGUCCAUACGGUCACAUCGACCAAAUCGCAUCCUGUUACACGGCCCAAGCAAGUGUCCAAAUCGAGAUCUCCGCCAUCUCCUUGUCGGCACUGUGGCGCGUGGCAUUUCCACCGGGAUUGCACUUUCCGCCAGCAUCGCUGCCAAAGCUGUAAUCAGGUGGGACGCCGUGAUGGGUUCUGCAAAUCAGUACCAGCUUCUGGAGGCAAGCCAGCCCCCGCCACUCCUUAUUCCAGGCACAGUUUCCGGCCAAAACGCAAGCCCGAACCCCAGUCCGUUGGUAAUUCUCUGAGUCUCUUGGCCGCUUUCCAGCUCAAUGCGUCUGGUCGUAGAAAACUUGUUGAUGUCUUGCUCAAUGGCCAUGCAGUUCGUCUACAGUUGGACACUGCCUCAGAUAUCACCAUCAUCUCUGAGAGACUCUGGCAGUCCCUUGGCAGCCCCACGAUCCAGCAGACUUCCCAGUCCGCCACAAGCGCGUGCGGUGGUCUCGUACAGCUAAUUGGGCAGCUGCAAUGCUGUGUGUCGUUCCGCGGUACCAGCAUCACUGCGAUCUGCUACAUCACCAAGUCUGAUCUAAACCUACUUAAUCUCGACUGGAUUGAACAACUUGGGUUGGCCGAUAUGCCGCUCCGCGUUGUUUGCAGUCAGGUGCAGAUUCCCGCUGUGCUUUCAGACCAAACCAAGGACAUUCUCCAACGCUUUGCUCCAGUGUUCCAAGACGGCCUGGGUCGUUGCACAUACACUCAAGCCGUGCUACAUCUGUCUCCUGGAAGUCAACCAGUCUUCCGUCCAAAGCGACCAGUCCCAUAUGCAGCCCUACCACUUGUCGAGGCUGAACUGAAGCGUCUAGAGGAAUUGGGAGUUCUGAUUCCUGUAUCCUACUCCGCCUGGGCCGCUCCAAUCGUUGUGGUUAAGAAGCCCAAUGGUUCGGUCCGCAUUUGUGCUGACUUCUCCACCGGUCUCAAUGCCGCGCUGACGCCGAACUGCUAUCCAUUACCGGUUCCGGCUGAUCUUUUCAUCCUGCUGAAUGGGGACACUUGCUUUGCCAAGUUGGAUCUUGCUGAUGCGUAUCUGCAGAUCGAGGUCGCCCCAGAGUCGCGCGAAUUGUUGACCAUCAAUACCCACCGCGGUCUGUUCCAAUACACCAGGCUGCCUUUUGGUGUCAAGACCGCCCCGGCCCUAUUUCAACAAACGAUGAACGCAAUGCUCUCCGGCAUCCCUGGCACAGCUGGGUACCUGGACGACAUCAUCAUCGUGGGUCGCUCCCCUGCCGAGCUGCAAGACCGAGUGUGCGCAGUACUCGAACGCGUGCAGGAAUAUGGCUUUCGCCUACCAGCCGACAAGUGUCAAUUCUUCCUCGACUCCAUCUAG
Messenger RNA from Spirometra erinaceieuropaei, 2076 nucleotides. Lineage: Eukaryota; Metazoa; Platyhelminthes; Cestoda; Diphyllobothriidea; Diphyllobothriidae. The record is from the annotation of a GenBank genome assembly.